CUGGAAACCGUUCAGGUCGCUGAAGCACUUUUGAAUCCUUUGGGCGAGGAUGAUGACGACCUCGAAUGUAAUUAUGUCAUCGACAAAAAUUUAAUAACAGGAUACUCGAUGAUAGAAGAAAACCUGGCUCGGAUACCUGAGCAGAAGAAAGAUGACUUUUGGGGAAUCGACAAAAUCGCUCCGCUGUACAGUAUUGAAUCCGCUGAACGCUCUGUGCAUCCAUUAGUUGGAAGCGCUAGCAAAAUUAAUCUGGUGAAAAAUCGGCACGAGAUCGUUAUGACACCACACAAGAACAAGCUCAGUGAGUUGUCGGACGAAGAACAACGCAUAAUGAACGGCAUCACCGCCUACGGACUCAAGAAAGGGCGAAUAGUCCAGACACAUGUCUGUCAAAAGUUCGGACAAGAUCCAAAUCCGAAUUGCAAUACAUUCAAUUCUAUGAAAAGUAAGUUGCAUGCGAUUUUGGACUGUGUGCUUGUGCAGUGCCUAAAUAAGAGAGAUGGCAUCCAGUCCUCACUAAACGCGACACUUUCUCCUCUUUAG
Molecule: messenger RNA, 543 nt
Organism: Angiostrongylus costaricensis
Lineage: Eukaryota; Metazoa; Nematoda; Chromadorea; Rhabditida; Metastrongylidae
Source: the annotation of a GenBank genome assembly